CAUCUGCGACUGCGACCCUGCGCGCCUGCGCUGCGCUCGCGCACCCGCUACGCAAACCGCGCCAAACUUCUCUACUUAUUUCAAACUAUAAAACUUCUAAUAAAAAAUUCCAACAUGAAGUAAAAAGAAAAAAAAACGUUUAGUGUAAUGUAUUUCUCUCACUGGCCAUUUAAGAUUAUCUAACAUAUUUACUCAUUGUUUAUUUGCUCUAAUAAAAAGCUAAGUGCAAAAGAGCAUAGGAUUACAUUAUUUCCAAGAUAGCGACGCAUCGAUAACGGCCCUGCUCACUCUCUUGAGACGGCACCGCAUGGUUUUCAGUUGUGAUACGGGCAACAAAAUAGAUAUUAUCAGAAGUGAUUGAACUUAUCUUGCAGUCUCCUACGUAGCGGCUGCGAAAACGGUUAAACGCCGGGAGAUGUGUAGAACUGCACUAUCAUAAAAAGUGACUGUGUGCCAAUUUAAGUGAUCAAAAAUGGUGAAAUUUUAUAGGAAGAGUGUGUCCCUUUCCGCCCUAUGGGUGUCGACAAACGAAAGGGUAAGCGACUUCUACGCGUCGUCAUGGCAACGGGGAGAUUCUCCUAUUCCGAUGCUGGUUAUCAGGCUGCUGCUGAUGGGGGUGGCGCUGGCGAUCCUCAUCUGGUCGCUAGUUGAAGCUCCGAACCCUUACUGGCUGAUCUACCUUACAAACUGGGGCCUCAUGCUAGAUGUUGGCAUGUUUUUGUGUGCACUCGUAGUGUCUUUCUCAGUCCUUUGCAACAGGCCAAACGAGGAAAAGGAGCUACCGUGGUACGCGAGCUUGUACUGGGUGGUGUUCAACAUAGCCGUGACACUGUCCAUCAUGAUCACCACGCUGUAUUGGGUGCUGUUAUAUAAUCCAGAGUUCCGAGACGAGAUGCCAGACCGCGCGUUCUGGCUGGACGUGUCAACGCACGGGAUCACGUCAUGCUUGAUGAUGGUGGAAGUACUAGUGUCACGGACUCCGGUGCGGUUCCUACAUCUGUACCAGCCGCUCGGCAUGGGCCUGUGGUAUGCGGUGUUCUCCGCCAUAUACUACGCGGCUGGCGGGACAGAUAUAAACGGCAGCUCGUUCAUAUACGAAGUGUUAGACUGGUCUGAAGGCAGACGCACGAGCAUCGUGGUGGCAGCUUCAAUGGCCGGUCUCAUAGUAGUGUAUGCGUGCGUUUGGGGCAUAGCUCUGUGCCGAGACAAGCUGUCCACGGUCCUAAUAAGAACCACCAGCCACGACUUAGCCGCAGCCCCGCCUGAUAGGCAUACGAGAAUCGUAUGAAUAACUUAUUAAAAACGUUCAAGGAAUUCGGAUCGAAACCUCAUUGAACGCGAACAACAAUACUGCACCGAAGAUUUGUCAACUUAGCUUUUUACAGCCUAGUCGGUUAUUUUUCUAACGUCAACUGACGUAAUUGGCCAUCAUAGUAUCGAUCAAAUGUCUUGGCCUGUAACGACCUAUCUCGUCUAAUAUUUAUCGCUCGUAAAUAUUUACUUGCAGUUGAUCUGAUUGUGUUUUCUGAAUUGAGUGAAGAAACAUCAGAUAACGUUAUCAUUUUGUUACGACUUACGCAUUUUCAUUAUUUAUUUUUCAUAUCCAUGACGCGUUUUCGUUCAGUGAGCGUUUUCUGAUAUAUAUUUCAACACUUGUAUAGUAUGUCAUAAUGUAUCUACAUUAUGAUCAGUAUUCAAAGGAAGCUCAACUAUAGACUUUAAGUAGGUUAAUACAAGACUACAAAUGUAGUACAAAAUACAUUGGUUUCUUGUGGAAAAACUUAACAACCGAGAAGCCUAUCAAUCAGAAAAUACUGGUUUACUUAAUCUAGUUGUAAAUGCUGAUAUACCCUUUCAUUUAAUUUUGUAAAAAUAAAUUAUAAACUGAAGGGCUGUACCUAUCGGUUAGACUUUAGAAACUUUCUGUAUAUUGUAGUAUACAUUAAAGUUUAAUUAAUUUUAAUAAUGUAAAUAUGUUAUAUAAGUAUUAUGCAAAAUAAACUCGUUUGUGUGUGAAA
Molecule: messenger RNA, 2018 nt
Organism: Helicoverpa zea (corn earworm)
Lineage: Eukaryota; Metazoa; Arthropoda; Insecta; Lepidoptera; Noctuidae
Product: protein rolling stone-like
Exons: 4
Coding region: 473-1288 (271 amino acids)
Cellular component (GO): membrane
Source: RefSeq, a predicted model, not a curated record